AAAAAAUUGAACGAAUAUUGUUUAUUUCAAUAAAUAUUAUUAAAGGUAAGAAAAUAAUUAAACUUUCUAUUUCAAUUUUCAGAAUUGUUAUUAUAACUUUAAGUUAUCCAUUAGCGCAUUAUGGCUACCUCAUCGCGAAGUAAAAAUCCCUUAUGGAAUUAUUUUAAAGUGAGUGAUGAAGAUGUUGGCAAAGCCAUCUGCAUACUUUGCAAGAAGAUUUUGUCUAGAGGAAGUAAAGACGCACACAACAUGUCAACAACAAAUUUACAAAACCAUCUGAAAAAAAGUACAUUACAAUAUACAUAGCAUGAUUCUUUCUCAGAAGAAAAUUAUUAACCACGAAUCUUUACCAAAUCCAAAUGAAAAGUCUAUAAAACAAUUUCGCACUACUCGAACAAUAUGCUCAGAUAGAACAAGCUCUGCUGAAUCAGUGCAAAUCAUUACCAGCACUGCCACAGAUGAAACGCAGGGAAGCUCGCGUGUGUCUAAUAACACAAUUGCCUUUUUUCAAAAAGCAUUGACACAGGUAACUCAGCUAACUGUAGCUGAAUUCAUUUACUAUUCAGUAUUCAUGAUUUUGUGACUGGAUGGGGGCAUGUCUUGUCGAAAAAUUAUCUUUUGUAUAGAAAAAUGUUAACUUAACUUAUCUAAGCUUAUAAUAUUAUAAUAAAUGUACUGGUGAGGGGGGAAAGAUACAUACCUCUAUCCGCCACUUAGAUCCGUCGCUGGCCAUUGUUAGUUACAAGUUGCUAAGUAAUUUUUUUAAUUCGUUGAAUUUGUUUCAGGUCUCACUGCGGGAGAUUUUGCAAAGAAAAGAAUUGUGGCAACUUGAUAAUUCUAUAGCUCAAGCUAUUACCAAGCUUAUUGGAGAAAUGAUAUGUUUAGACUUGCAGCCAUACUGUAUUUUUGAAGAUAAAGGUUUUACCCGACUUUUAAAGAAUUUUGCUCCAAACUAUACAAUACCUAGUUGAAAGUAUUUCUCCACAAAAGUCAUUCCACUGAUGUAUGAAACCAUAAAAGCCAAAGUAAAAUAUGAGCUUGAUCAAGCAGAUUUCUUAAGUUUAACUAGUGAUGGUUGGACCUGUCAGCACACAAUUCAAUCGUAUUACAGUUUAACAGCUAGAUUUGUAACGCAUGAGUUUACAGUUAAACAUUUCAUCUUACAAGUUACACACUUCUCUGAGUCGCACACAGGGCACAAUAUAAGUAAAUUCAUAAAUGAAGCGCUACAAUCAUGGGAAAUUCCCCAUGAAAAAAAUCAUGCAGUUUUAACUGAUAAUGCAGCCAAUGUAAUGGCUGCCAUUAAAGAGUCAAAUUUAGGCGAUAAACAUCUUCCAUGUCUGAUACAUACUUUACAACUUUGUAUUCAGAAAAAGAUUUUUAGAGAACAAAGAACAGCAAGUGAUACAAUAGCUGUUUUUCGAGCAUUAGCAGGACAUUUCCACCACUCAUCUAGUGCUGUGGCUAAACUAAAGGAAAUUCAAAGUCAACUAAAAUUGCCAGAGCAUAACAUAAUUCAAGAUGUUUCCACAAGAUGGAAUUCGACAUACUAUAUGCUUGAAAGGUUCAUUGAGCAGAAAAAAGCUAUUACAUUGUAUUGCAUUACCAGAAAUCAAGCAAAUGCAAAAAAUCCUACGGAAAAUCAAUGGCAACUUGCUGAAAUGCUUGUAUGCAUAUUAAAACACUUCGAAAGUACUACAAAAGACAUGAGUAAAGAAACGGCAUGUAUAUCAGAGAUUAUACCAUUUAUCUAUGCAAUGGAAAAGUUUCUAGACUACGUUUGUGACACGGCAACUGAAAUAAAAACUGUUGUUGAUGAACUUAAGAAAGAUUUUAACUGUCGUUUUCAAAAAUACAAGGAUAAUGUUGAUUUAAAAAUCGCGAUGAUGCUUGAUCCUCGUUUCAAGUUAAAGUUUGUUGAAGACAAGAAUCAUAAUAUGUUUAAAGAAAUACUCCAUUUAGAGUUCUACCGUUUUUGUUCCAAAUCUCAUUUAGAACAAGUAAAAGAAAUUGAAUUUGGUGUAGCAAGAGGUAGUGGAUCAGACUCAGAAGAAUCAUUAAGUUCAUUUUCAGAAUCUAAAAUUCAUGAGUCUGACUCAGAUUUUGAUGGCCAUGGCUCUCCAUUAAAAAAAAAAAAACUAAUGAGCAUGGACAUAUAUAGCUUGUUCCACCAAAUCGGUGCAAAUAAGUAUGCUCUACAAAAUUCAGAAAAUUCUGACGGACGGAGAAAAAAGAAAAAAACACUAGUUCAAUGGGAAAAACUCUAACUGUCAAAGAAAAUUGCACCAAUGAAGUCAACUUCUACUUGAGCCUUCCAAUACUGCCAAAGAAUGAAUGCCCUUAUAAGUGGUGGAGUGCAUACCGUUACACUUCCUCUGAUCAAGAUACUUACAAGUUGAAUUUGUCAAAGUUUACAAAGAAAGUUUAGUGCGCGCCUCCUUCAUCUGUAAAAAGUGAACGCUUAUUUAGCACAUCUGGAAACAUAUUUGAAGCAAAAAGAAACAGACUAUUACCCGAACAUGGAGAACAGAUUGCAUUUUUAAAUUGUAAUAUGCCUGCUUUCAUUGAAUAAAUUUUUAUUAACUAAAUAAUAGACUGUAGCUUCUUAGUUCAACUGAUUCAACUUUUUAACAAAAUUUAAAACAAAUACCAAAUUUUGUGUUCAAAUUAAAAUAAUGACUACUUUUAUAUUUUUACAUUUUACGUGUUUACAUUUUUAUAAAUUCUUUCAAAGAAUAGACCAUAAUUUACCUUAAGUAUCAGUAAAUGUCUAAGAUUUAGUGAUGUAAUCUUUCCUAUACCUGCUAGAUAUAUAGAGUUAAGACUCUAAAUUUCACUCUCUA
Messenger RNA from Hydra vulgaris (swiftwater hydra), 2843 nucleotides. The record is from RefSeq and is a predicted model, not a curated record. Lineage: Eukaryota; Metazoa; Cnidaria; Hydrozoa; Anthoathecata; Hydridae.